This is a messenger RNA of Cucumis melo (muskmelon), 1447 nucleotides long. RefSeq lists its product as uncharacterized. The transcript has 2 exons. The coding region runs from base 371 to 1225 and encodes 284 amino acids. The record is from RefSeq and is a predicted model, not a curated record. Lineage: Eukaryota; Viridiplantae; Streptophyta; Magnoliopsida; Cucurbitales; Cucurbitaceae.
CCAUAAGAUCUCAAAAGGAAAAUAUAACAAAGGAUGCUGUCGCAUAUUCCUUCCCCACCCCGGUCCCAAUGCCUGCAACUCCACCACUUGUUUUGAGGGUUUUUUUUUUGUUUUUUUUGUUUCAUGAAGGUUCUUCUGAUGGUUACCUGUUGUAAUUCAACAUCAACAGAACAUUUGACUUGGUAUUGAUUCUGUAUAAUCCGACACUGUGCAAAUUCAUAGCUUAAACAGUGUGUUUGCAAACAACUCGUGGAAGGCUCUCCAAAGUUCUGAACAUCACAACGAUUCAUAUUCCAGAGAAUUCUCUGCUCCAGUUCGUCCUUUUUCUACUUGAAAUGCUCAUUGAACUCAGAAAUCAGAACCCCUUCUUAUGGAAACUGUCAGUGUAGGACUUAUAUCGAGUCCCUUCAUCUUCAACGGAUCCCCUCAACGAACUAGGCCUUGCUCUACCAACUUCUUGUCCUUUGGGUUUCUUCAAUCCAAAAAGCUUCGAAGAUUUCCCCACAAUUUUUCUUGUAUUAAUCGUCCAACUACUAGAAAUGAGAAAUAUGAAGGCGGUGAUCGCAGUUUUCGUUCGAAUCUCUUCUGGGUCUUGGUUCCGAUUUUGCAAAGUAUCAAAGGAGUUAUCUUGUCCAAAACCCACAAAGCUCAGAGUGUUUCGGGGGGAUUUGUGAAUGGGGGAUUGAAUGGAACUUACUUACAAAGCGGGAGUGUCGGGACUGCUUUGUUGAGUAUAACUGCGACCGCGAAGCAUCGGAUUAGUCCGUUCGUUGCUACAUUGGCAACGAAUCCGACGUUUGUUUCGGGAUUGUUUGCGUGGUUCUUUGCACAAUCGACGAAGGUUUUGUUGAACUUUUUCGUAGAAAGGAAAUGGGAUUUGAAAAUAAUGUUUGCUUGUGGUGGGAUGCCUUCGUCUCACUCUGCAUUGUGCACAGCUUUGACGACUUCAGUGGCUCUUUGUCAUGGCGUUGCGGACUCUCUUUUUCCUGUCUGCUUGGGCUUUAGUCUUAUUGUCAUGUAUGAUGCAAUUGGUGUUCGUCGACAUGCCGGCAUGCAAGCUGAGGUUCUUAAUCUUAUCGUUGAGGACUUGUUUGAAGGACAUCCCAUAAGCAAAAGAAAGCUGAAAGAGCUGCUUGGCCACACGCCAUCGCAGGUCCUUGCUGGUGCUCUUCUAGGCAUCGCAGUUGCUUGGUUCUUUUGUCAGGGUUCCAUGAUACUAUGUUGAAUUAACUUCUUUGGAAUUGUUAAUUCAACCCUUUUCACUAUGGAAACACCCUUUUUUUUUUUUGCUUUAUAGUUUUAAAAUGGCAUCAAUCGCUAAAUCUUUUACAAAAAAGGAUCAUUUGUUCAAAAAAAAAUACUUUACAAUAUUACUUUUCACAACAUUUUAAAACUACUGUUGGAGUUAGAAAUUUUUGAAAUGUUAGAUGGAAGAUGCUUGUUAGUA